AUGGUCACAAUUCGGUCUAGUCGCGAUGAAGAUAUUCAUCGUAUUACUGAAAUCUAUCGUUAUUAUGUCUUGAACACGACCUACACAUUUGAAAUUGACCCACCAUCAGCUGAAGAAAUGACGAAACGACGAAUCGAUGUUCUAAGCAAGCAUUUACCUUACUUAGUUGCUGAACAAGAUGGUUUAGUUGCGGGUUACGCGUCCUGUAAUUGGUUUAAGCCACGCGCAGCUUAUCGUUUUGCAGCUGAAUUGUCAAUUUUUCUGCAUCAUGAUGCCUGUGGAAAAGGUCUCGGUCGACAAUUAUUGAACGCUUUAAUCGAAAAAGCUGA
Molecule: messenger RNA, 329 nt
Organism: Adineta ricciae
Lineage: Eukaryota; Metazoa; Rotifera; Eurotatoria; Adinetida; Adinetidae
Source: the annotation of a GenBank genome assembly